UUGCUCUAUAAAGCGAACAAGCACCAAGCCUAUUGUGAAUUACUUCUUCUUCUUCUUCUUCUUCUUCUUCGUAGUUAAGCAUUUCACUAACAUGUCUUCUUCUUCCACCAUUCACUUCUACCUUGCAGCUGCAACUCUAUUUUUCGCAGCUCUUUUCCACGGACCUUCUCCGUCUCACGCACAAUUAUCUCCUACGUUUUACGACAGGACGUGUCCGCAAGUGACAAAGAUCAUCAGAGAUGUUAUCUAUAAAGAAUUGAGGACGGAUAUUCGCAUUGCUGCGAGUCUCAACAGGCUUCAUUUCCACGAUUGCUUUGUCAAUGGUUGUGAUGGAUCUCUUUUGUUGGACAACAGUCCUACAAUAGAUAGCGAGAAGCAAUCGCUGGGAAAUAAUAACUCGGUGAGGGGUUUCGACGUUGUUGACAGAAUGAAGAGCCAAUUGGAGAAAGUUUGUCCCGGAGUCGUUUCUUGUGCUGAUAUACUCACGAUCGCAUCUCAAAUAUCUGUCACUUUGUCGGGAGGUCCCUCGUGGACAAAUCUAUUGGGAAGGAGAGACGGCUUGACUGCCAGCCGAGCUCUUGCCGACGAGAACCUUCCUUCACCAUUUGAUUCUCUUGAGUUGCUCAAACAAAGAUUUACAAAAGUUGGACUCAAUGGUGAUGUUGACUUAGUUGCACUAUCCGGCGCCCACACAUUUGGAAAAGCACGGUGCUUAGGAUUCGCCCACCGAUUGUUCAAUUUCAGCGGCCAAGGUGCUCCGGAUCCAACCCUCAACAAAAGCUUUCUGAAAAAGCUUCAGAAAAUAUGCCCUCAAGGCGGCAACGGAAGUGUCAUCACUGAUCUUGACGUAACAACACCUAAUGCUUUUGAUAAUGCCUACUUCACUAACCUCAAGAUCGGAAAGGGUUUGCUUGAAACUGAUCAAAUACUUCUCUCGGCUCCUGGAGCCGAUACUGCUGAUAUCGUCAAAAAAUUUAGCAAGAACACUUUUGCCUUCUUCGAAGCUUUCGUGUUAUCUAUGAUAAGAAUGGGCAAUCUUAGCGUUCUAACAGGGAAUCAAGGAGAGAUUAGAUUGAACUGUAGGGUAGUCAACGGACCUUCAACUUUAUCAGACGACAAUUUGGUGAGCUCAAUAUGAACGAGCGAAACAUUAAAGAGUUACCUAUGCUAAUGAACUACGUAUGACAUAAACAAAUAUGCUUGCAAUGCAAGUAAUAUAUGUACAAUGGUUGUGCACUUAAGAUGCAUUGUAUUUGAAUAUUUUGAAAUAAUAUUUGACUUGAAAAAGUUUGUAUUUAUAAUAUUCUAUUAAAGAUAAUAUAUUAUAAGCAUAGGU
Messenger RNA from Carica papaya (papaya), 1336 nucleotides. RefSeq names its product peroxidase E5-like. Gene Ontology annotation, molecular function: peroxidase activity; heme binding. Gene Ontology annotation, biological process: response to oxidative stress; hydrogen peroxide catabolic process. Lineage: Eukaryota; Viridiplantae; Streptophyta; Magnoliopsida; Brassicales; Caricaceae. The record is from RefSeq and is a predicted model, not a curated record.